AUGGGCCCAAAGAAAGGACCCAAAGCUACUGUACCUGUACAAAUUGUCCCGGAGAAAAGGGGCUAUGAAUUCGGGGGACCACUAGGCGCUGCAGGAAUUGUUUUCGGCCUGCCUGUCCUCAUCUACUGCUUUGCCUUCUUCUGCAACGACAUCUCCGGCUGUCCAGCGCCGUCUCUCCUUCACCCCUCGACGUUGACCUGGGAUAAAUUGAAGUAUGAAAUUGGUUGGCCUGAGAAUGGUAUUGCCAGUCUUUACGAUACAGAGGUGACGCUGUGGAUUUUGUCUUAUUAUGCCCUUCUCCUCUUUUUGCAGAUUUUCCUGCCCGGACAGGAAGUGGAGGGUGUUGAAUUGGCGUGCGGUGGACGACACAAGUACAAAUUCAACACGUUCCGCUCCACCAUCUUGAUUCUAGGAGGUCUUGCGGCUGGAACGUAUGUUUACGGAGCCGAGUUCGCUGUCUGGACUUUCCUUUGGGAUAAGUACGUGCAGGUGAUUACGGCAAAUCUCCUCAUCACGAUUGUGAUCUCAAUUUAUGUAUACGCGCGAAGCUUCUCCAUCCCGGAGCCUGGACAACCAAACCCCGACCUUCGUGAACUGGCUCCAGGUGGCCAUACCGGCAAUGUCAUCUAUGACUUCUUCAUUGGACGGGAACUCAACUCUCGCGUGAUUUUGCCUAUCCCUUUCGUCAGUGAAACAGCCCGGACAAUUGAUAUCGGUGUCUUUUGCGAGAUGAGACCCGGUCUGAUUGGCUACAUCAUUCUCAAUCUGUCGAAUGUUGUACACCAGUACCGUACCCAUGGCUACGUCACUGAUUCGAUUCUCUUGAUUACUAUUGCGCAAGCUUUCUAUAUUCUGGAUAGUUCGUACAUGGAACCUGCCAUUAUUACCACCAUGGACAUCAUCAUGGAUGGCUUCGGUUACAUGCUCUGCUUCGGUGACCUAGUAUGGGUUCCAUUUCUGUACUCGACCCAGACAAGAUAUCUCGCAAUGUUCCCGGUGAAGAUGGGUCUUGAGGGCAUUGCACUCUCCGUCGCUGUCGUUGGCCUCGGAUACUAUAUCUUCCGUAGCGCAAACAACGAGAAGAACCGCUUCCGAACAGACCCUAACGACCCACGCGUCAAACACCUCAAAUACAUGGAAACAAAGACUGGAUCUAAAUUACUCAUUUCCGGAUGGUGGGGAACUGCGCGUCAUAUCAACUACCUCGGUGACUGGCUUAUGUCCUGGGGUUAUUGCCUACCUACCGGGUUCGCGGGUUACACCAUCAUCGAGGCCAUUAACUCGACUACGGGAGAAUUGGAGAAGCACGCUGUACAGACACCUGAAUCUCGAGGUUGGGGUACAAUCUUUACUUAUUUCUAUAUUUUGUAUUUUGGCAUCCUUCUCAUUCAUCGCGAGGGCAGAGAUGAGGAGAAGUGUCAUCGUAAGUAUGGAAAGGAUUGGGACAAGUAUACUUCGUUGGUGCGAAGCAAGAUUAUUCCGGGUAUUUACUAG
Molecule: messenger RNA, 1494 nt
Organism: Talaromyces marneffei
Lineage: Eukaryota; Fungi; Ascomycota; Eurotiomycetes; Eurotiales; Trichocomaceae
Exons: 3
Coding region: 1-1494 (497 amino acids)
Biological process (GO): ergosterol biosynthetic process
Cellular component (GO): endoplasmic reticulum membrane
Molecular function (GO): Delta14-sterol reductase activity
Source: RefSeq, a predicted model, not a curated record